This is a messenger RNA of Parascedosporium putredinis, 663 nucleotides long. The record is from the annotation of a GenBank genome assembly. Lineage: Eukaryota; Fungi; Ascomycota; Sordariomycetes; Microascales; Microascaceae.
AUGGACAAGGACAAUGCCAACCCGACAAUUCUGAACGUCUCGCAGCUUCCAACGCGACAGACGAAAAAGAAGGUUACCCUAACCGGGCCGGGCACAAAGUACUCUAGCUUUGUGUUUUCGCGCCCUGCCUAUCUGUCAUGCUCGUCGGCUUCGUUAUUGUCGUCAUCGCCUUCGUCGGCCUCGGAUGAGAGUACAUUCGAUGACUGGGGUGGGGCAGGCGCACAGGGGUUGAGCGACGACGAGUUUGUCGAGGAGCCAAUCGAUGAACAAGAGAUCUACGAUCUGAUAUCGACAAUUUCGGACCCUGAGCACCCUCUGUCCCUGGGCCAACUUGCCGUUGUUAACCUCCCAGAUAUCCACGUAACUCGUCCAGCAUCGCAGGGAUCUCCCUCUGGCUCGAACGCUCUCGUCAGCGUCUUGGUGGAGAUUACGCCAACCAUCACUCACUGUUCCCUUGCCACCAUCAUUGGUCUCGGGGUUCGGGUCCGGCUGGAGAAAGCCUUGCCGCCUAACUACAGGGUGGAUGUACGUGUCAAAGAGAAUACCCAUGCACAAGAUGAACAGGUCAACAAACAGCUGGCCGACAAGGAGCGCGUAGCGGCUGCCCUAGAGAACCAGGACUUGAAGAGGAUGUUGGAAUCGAUGUUGUCAACCUGCACCUAA